Salvia hispanica is the source of this 576-nucleotide messenger RNA. Lineage: Eukaryota; Viridiplantae; Streptophyta; Magnoliopsida; Lamiales; Lamiaceae. The record is from RefSeq and is a predicted model, not a curated record.
AAACAGUUGAUUGAGCAGGCACUUACAAAUUACAGCCAUCAAUAUCACUUCAUCUUCCGCCUUAUUUAUUCAACUUAACCGCUUUACUCCAAUCGUGUGUCUCUCUCUCUAUCAAUUCUGAACAGGAAAAAUGAAUCAAGAGAUGAGCGAGGAGGAGAAGAUCGCGUACGUGUUCAAAGUGGUGGUGAUCGGCGACUCCGCGGUGGGGAAAACGCAGCUACUGUCGAGGUUCGCGAAGAACGAGUUCUGUCUUGACUCCAAGUCCACCAUCGGCGUUGAAUUUCAGACUAGAACAGUCACCAUCAGCUCCAAACUCAUCAAGGCUCAGAUCUGGGACACCGCCGGUCAGGCUUCAAGAUUGAAGCCGCUCACUCUGAAGUUAGUGAACUCAAGAACCCGCCCACCUGUUCUUGCUGACCUUUUUUGGAUCAACAAUUUCUUCCUAUUUUCAUUGAUGCUUGUGUUUUUUGCGGUUUUAGAUGAGCUCAAAUAGUUUAAAAAGUCAUGUGUUUUUAUGUAUUUAUGAAUGAGGCUAAAUCCAUCGCUGUCCGAUUGAAAUUGUCAUCUUAAUGGCUU